AUGUCGCUCGCCAGCACGUCUUGGGAGAAUGCACAGGUGCGGGUAUCCCGGACGUUCCUGGAAGUCGUUGAGAUGUGCGCAGCACCGGAAGCAAGAAGUCGUACGAUGCCGGCGCUCCCCAGUUUGGGCUUGGACCUCGAGGAAGAGCCCGCACCGGGACUCGCUGUUCUGGGAGAGCCGAGCUUCAAAGAGAAGCAUCACGAGUCAGAUCAGGACCAGAAGUUUGUCGUGCGGGUGUCACGGACAUUCUUGGAGGUUGUCCCAGAUGUGACCGAGGAUGCUGAGCUUGCCAGCCGGCAGCUGCGCAGCAGCAGCAUGCCCGUACUCCCCAGCUGCGGGCUUGAUUUCGAGAAGGAGGGGGAGGAAGAGGAGAGCUUCGGUGCAUCUGAGAGCCAAGAAGCGCCAGAGCCGAUUCUUCGUGGCACUCCGAUCUUUCACCCCCACCUCGCAGAGCCCGUCGUGGGCAUUACGAUGUGUCAGGCAGUUGAGGUGAUGGAAAGCCAGGCGAUGGGGCUUGCGCCACGUUGGGCAGAGCCCCUGCUUAAUGGGCUCGUCGUCCACCCGGUGGACACAGAUCCAGGCGUUCAGAUGCAGGAGGAGAUCGAUGUCGAGCGUUUUACAGGUGAGGAAGAGGCGGUCGGCAACCAGGAUGGACGGGAAGAGCUCAAACUUGUGCCGCAACAUGCCGACGCGCAUUCGGGCCCGUUUCCAUUGCACAUGGUUGAGCGACACAACAACGGCCAAUGCUUCCCUUGCGUUUUCUUCUCAGCCAGAGGAGAUGGCUGCCGCAAGGGUGACAAUUGCACGCACUGCCACGUCUGCCUCCCGCAUGAGAUUCGCCGCAGGAGAAAUCGUAUCAGCGCGGAGAUGAAGAGAGCAAAGAAGGCUGCUUCAAGGCAUCAACACGACGGGGCUUGA
Symbiodinium sp. CCMP2592 is the source of this 918-nucleotide messenger RNA. NCBI's taxonomy places the organism in Eukaryota, Dinophyceae, Suessiales, Symbiodiniaceae. The record is from the annotation of a GenBank genome assembly.